Messenger RNA from Daucus carota subsp. sativus, 1695 nucleotides. Its product is annotated as E3 ubiquitin-protein ligase RHF2A. Bases 154 to 1293 code for a protein of 379 amino acids. The record is from RefSeq and is a predicted model, not a curated record. NCBI's taxonomy places the organism in Eukaryota, Viridiplantae, Streptophyta, Magnoliopsida, Apiales, Apiaceae. The transcript has 9 exons.
AUCCAAUUCAUGAUUCAAAGAAGAAUAGAAAAAGGCAGUAAAUACGAAAUUACCCGGUAUAAACAUUAAUAUGCUGCGUCUGUUGAUAACUUAUAUUCUCACUCACAAUCAUUUCUUUUCUUGAUCGUUCCCACCAUUUUCGUCCUCACAGGGAUGGAAGAGGAGAAGAUAUUGGAUGAUCAUUUGACAUCUGCUGCAGCUUUUGUGGAAGGUGGAAUUCAAGAUGCAUGUGAUGAUGCUUGCAGCAUAUGCCUUGAAGUAUUUAGUGAAAGUGAACCUUCAACGGUUACUAUCUGCAAGCACGAGUUUCAUCUUCAGUGCAUUCUUGAGUGGUGUCAAAGAAGUUCCCAGUGCCCCAUGUGUUGGCAACCGAUAACUUUGAAAGAUCCUAGCAGCCAGGAAUUGCUUGAUGUGAUAGAGCGUGAAAGGAGUAUCAGGGCAACUCCAUCUAGGAAUACUGCAAUAUUUCAUCAUCCAGCCUUUGGGGAUUUUGAAUUACAGAAUUUACCAGUUGGUGGAAAUGAUGCUGAACUUGAAGAUCGUAUAAUUCAACACUUAGCCGCUGCCGCCGCCAUGGGAAGAGCACGCCAUUUUGCUAGGAGGGAAGGGCAGAGGACUAGAUCAUCUGUUCAAGGCCGUCCUCAUUUUCUGGUGUUCUCAACUAAUUCUAAUGCAGCUUCGGCCACUGCUUCCUCUUCUCCAACUGAGAGAGGGGAGCGUGAAACUGAUUCUUCAAUCACAGUAAGUGGCUCUCCUCUUCCAUUAGGGAUGAGUGAAGAUUCUGUGCAGUCAACCCCACCAAGUUCCGUUCAGUCUGCUCAGGCAUCUGGAUCGAGAGCUAAUCGGGAAAAUCAUCAUGGCACGUCACCCUAUAGAUCUUCAAGUCAAUCCUCCCCAAAUAGUCAGGACAGAGUGGGGCCUUCUGAAUUUCAGUCAUUUUCUGAAUCUGUGAAAUCUCGAUUUAAUACAAUUUCAUCCAGAUAUAAAGAGUCAAUUACAAAGAGUACAAAAGGCUGGAAGGAGAAAUUAUUUUCCCGCAACAGCUCUGCAACCUAUUCAGGUUCUGAAGUUAGGAAGGAAAUUAAUGUAGACGUUGGCAAUGUAUCACGAAUGAUGGAACAUCUUGAAACUAACAUCAACAAUCACUCACCUAGUAUUUCUGUAUCAACUACCUUGGAGGGUAGGCCGGUUCCUGAGCGUAGCAACCUGCACACUAGCGAGACGGAUGGCAACACUUCAUUGAAGGAGAGCGAUCUACAAGCUUCAUGUGCUACAACUUCUGCUUCAGAUUGAUCACGUGCAGCACCUUACCGGAUAUAUAAUUAGGACUGCUGUGGCCGUGAUGACUUCUUGCCUGUAGUCAAGACGGUAAUGUUCUAUAAUUUAUACAAAGGAGCAGCCAUUGAUGUCCAAUAUAAGUAGGUGAAUUUGACAGGCUGCGGACUUUAAAAUGAGUAUAUAUAACUUGCAACUACUGUACAUUUUUUUUGUUUUUGUGUCUUUGAAGUCUAUUUUAGUAUACUUCACUUUAAAUUGUUUCUUAAGUGAUUUGAUCAAAACAAAAUAUAUACAUCUCUCGAUGACGAAUGAUAUCUGUUGGGAGUGUACAUAAAUGAUCACAAUUUUCAUGCUGUAUGUUAAUGUCCAAAUCAUCAUAAGUUCACCAUUUUUGUGUACAAGAUGUUUUAAUCUCUA